Messenger RNA from Oryzias latipes (Japanese medaka), 3240 nucleotides. It is a transcript of the gene mag, whose product is annotated as myelin associated glycoprotein. The record is from RefSeq and is a predicted model, not a curated record. Gene Ontology annotation, biological process: cell adhesion. Gene Ontology annotation, cellular component: plasma membrane. Lineage: Eukaryota; Metazoa; Chordata; Actinopteri; Beloniformes; Adrianichthyidae. Gene Ontology annotation, molecular function: sialic acid binding.
UGAUGGUGGCGGCGGUGGCGAGGGCAGUUUAGUCUCAAGCGUUGGGGCUUGGUACAGAGAGUGGCGAGAAGUCUUGCUGGUGCUUUACGUGUGAGUGUCAGAGGACAGACUGCCGCUGGCCCAGGACCUGUGCAGCGCAGACAUCUAUACAGAACCUCCCACCCAGGAUUUAGAGAACAGCGUGAGGAAGUCGCGACUGCGAGGCAGCAGGAGCCUGGUGCUGAGGCUGGUAUGAGAGCAGAAGGCCAUCAAGCUGUAGGGGUGUGAGUGAACACCCUCUUGUGGAGCCUCCAACAAGCUGUCCUGCCGAGAUUCUGUUUGUUUCAAAACAUCCUUUUACGAGGUCUAUGGUUCAACGCUGAGCAGAGACCAUGUGGUGUUUGGAGCUGCUCUUACCUCUGCUUUUGAUCAUCCACAAUGCCGACUCUCAGUGGAAUGUCUGGGUACCUCGUGACAUCACAGCCAUGACGAAUUCCUGCGUGGUCAUCCCGUGCACCUUCAUGUAUCCGUCCAGCAUCAGGCCAUAUCGGGGCAUCCAUGGGAUCUGGUACUAUGGCCAGCCUUACCCUCAGCUCUUCCCUCCUGUGGUUUUCAAAACGCGCACAGAAGUUGUUCAUGAGAGCUACAAGGGGCGCACCAAGCUGCUGGGUGACCUGAACCAGAGGAACUGCACCCUGCUUAUUGGCAACAUUGGUGCAGAGCAUUCUGGGAGAUACUAUUUCCGUGCUGACCUUGGUGGAGCUAAUAUUUAUACGUACCCAGACUUUGCAGAGCUGAAAGUUUUGGAUCAGCCCAGCAUCGACGUGCCGGAGGAGAUCGUCAGCGAUGAGAACCUGGAGCUGACUUGUUACGUUCCUGAUAACUGCCCGGACAUGACGCCUGAGAUCCAGUGGAUGUACACAGACUACUUACCUGACCCAGAGUUCAGCUCUGACUAUGUGGAGGAGGGCAACACAGCGGUGAUGUCCAGCACCCUGGCGUUCGUUCCCAGACCGAUGCACAACGGACAGCUGCUAGGCUGCAGAGUCUACUACCCCAACACCACACUGGUGUACGAGCGACUCAUCUCCUUAGACAUCAAGUACGCGCCACGCUCGGUGUGGGUGAACGUCUCGUCUGAGGUGAUGGAGGGCAGCUCUGUGACGCUGCACUGUGAGGUGGACAGCAACCCUCCUCCCAGGAUCUCCUGGAUGUUUGGAGAGCAGGAGCUUCUGUGGGACACGGCGUCCAAUGUAUCCCUCUUUCUGGAUGAUGUGACGCCUCAAAACGAGGGGAUUUACACCUGCGUCGGAGACAACGGCUUUGGAGCCAUGAACACCUCAAUGUACCUGUCUGUCAGAUAUCCUCCUCGUGAGCCUGUGGUGAAUGAAUCCAUGACGGUGCUCGAGGGCUCCUCUCUGGCCUUGCACUGCAGCACCCAGGGUAACCCAGCCCCCACCCUGACCUGGCUGAAGGAUGGAGAGCUGGUGGGCACCAUCACAGCUGACGAACUGUCGGUGCUGGAGGUCAUUGAGGUCACACCCCAGGGAGACGGACAGUACCGCUGCUUGGCAGAGAAUGAACACGGACGAGCCAGCAGCUCCUUCAACAUCACCGUGGAGUAUGCUCCGGUCCUUCUGGAGGAGUCAAAGUGCACAGUGGUGAGGGAGGGGGUCCAGUGUGUCUGCAUGGCGACGGGAAACCCCGAACCCAUCAUCGAGUUCUACCUGGCUGACCUGAACAUCACCAUCAACGAAACUGACAACCGCUACAACUUCUACAUGCACACAGACGGUCACAUGUCCACGGGCAUGAUCAAACUCAGAGAGAAAGGGGAGCGGGUCAACAAUGGCGGCCCCGCUGUGAACGUCCACUGCAGCAUUUCCAACGUGUAUGGACGACAGAGCGUGCUCCUAGAGCUCCAGCAGGAAAAAAAGUACAUGAUGGCCGUCAUUGUUGGCACCAUUGGAGGGGUGGCGGUCAUAGCCUUCAUCAUUGCAGCAGUCAGAUAUGUGGGCCAAAACAACAAGAAAGAGAAUGGCAACCCUAGGCAGGACGUGGUCCUGGAGAACCCAGCUUUGUUCUACAGCGCAGUCAAGAAGGACAAACAAAAUCUGAGGAAGAAAGUGCUUAAGACAGAGCUGUUGGGCUCAAAGUUUAACUCCAUUCUAGAGGAGACUACGGGAGAAGACGGGGAUUUCCAACCUGUGGGCCCUAUGGCAGGACUGGAGAGGCAGGAGCUGAAUUAUGCUUCUCUGGAGUUUAUCGGGGUCAGGCCCAGGGAGGGGGCCCCAGGGAGGGGGGAUGACGGCGGCAACUAUAUGGAAAUCAAGGCCAAAUGAAUCGCGAUCCUUCCCUGAUCCCUCGGCAAUGCGAGAUGCAGUGGCAGCCCCGAAAUUCAAACCUCCUUUGCACCACAAACUGUGUAUUAACCUUUUUUUCCUGUACUGGACAUCACCCCACACAUAAAGACUCAAGUCUCUUUUUUUUUUUAAAUUUAUGAUGUAAAACCAACAGUACCCUCCCAACACUUGUGCUCCCCCUCAUCCAUGAGAACUGCCACUAUUCCAACUUUACAUGAAUUUUUCGGGUUUAGAUCCAGAAAUGAUUUAACAUUAAGACCGAAUGGUUUCGUUGACAUCACGUCAAGCCCGAGUCGGGUAUCUAUCGCCUUUGCCCGUGUGAUUGUCAAUUUCCCUCUGUCUUGCAUCUGUCACUGCGUCUGCUGCGGGUCGAAGCAUCGGGGCAGGGAGUAACCGAGCUUUUUGUUUUCUUACCUUCACACACGUUUGUCAAACGAGAGCAAACUCUCUCCUUUCUUUGUUUUGGUUCAAAGAAGAUAACUGACAGAGGCGUAAUGUUGAAAUGCGUGUCUGCUGCAUCCUCUUUCCACAUAUGUGUAUUUAAUAUGUGCUGUGAUUCAGUGGCCUCUCAUAAUAAACAGAGAAAAACUCCCCAUCUCUUUUGAAAGUUAUUGAGGAAAAUGUUUGUGACAGUUUUCCGCUCUAUGGUUGCUUUAUCUUCUCACUGAAAUGUUUGUUUCUUGUCAGAAGUGCAAAAGCACUUUUCAUUUGGAAACUGAUUGUGUCCGUGUGUCUGUGUAUCUGUUCAAAUUGUGCUGAAAGAUUAGUGGAUACUGAUCAGGGGAAGUUCCCAGGACUCGCAUGUCUGAAUGACAUCAAGUCGUGCUGACUGUCUAGCUGCAUAUGCUAUUUCUAAGACAUGAGUCAAGUCUGUCAUUAAAGCUCACUAAUAGCCUAA